UUUAUUUAUCCUGUGUCAUGUAUGUUAUUUAGUAGCUACUAUUUUGAAAGGUUUUUUUUGGACUUCCGGCCUUCCAUCUUGUGCAAGCGGUUCCGUGGAAAUGUGAUUAUCAUGUUGAGAGCCAUCAGGGACGGCUGCUGGUUCCAACUGGUUCCAUUGAUGCUUCACCAUGAAUCACACAAGGAGGUUAAAGGGAGGUUAACAUCACGCACACCUCAAAAUUGGGCUGUGUACCAAGUUCAUCCAAGUUCGCAGCUCUUCUAUCAAACUGAAAUUUCAGUAAAAAAAAAAUUGCUGAUUGAUGUUUUUAAUUAUUCUACUUUCCAUAUAAAGCAAAUGUGUGGCAAAAACGAAUGCUGCUUCAAAUUCAAACUGAAUCAAUAUUUCUUAGAUCACAUACACAGUUGUAAAAAGUAUAAUGCAUAGUGUAUUGCCUGGACCAAUUUUGAAAUUAUUUCAACUCAAUGUUUGUAUGUGCGUGCGUGCGAAUGUAUGAAUGAGUUUUGCAGUACACCAUGACGGUCGCGCGGGGUCGCCUCAGCAGUGUACGGACAGUUAACUGUUUCUUUUUUUACACACACGCACACGCACACGUACACACACUCGUGUCUCUUCGUCCGUGUGUGGUUCUUGUCCGCAGUCUCCUUCUCAUCCCGCCCGUCCGCCGACACUGCGCUCCCGGCGCACACACCCAUCAAUCCACCGCUGUACGGAGCGCUCCUCUUUUCCAUUUACAGCAGCGCACAGCAUUAUGUGAAUGGCGGCAGAAAGCGUCCGAGUUGUCCAGGAGGAGCAGGAGGAGGAAGAGGAAGAGGCGGCGCAGUCAGAUCUCCCGCCACGCAGUCAGAGCCACAUUCAGUUCCCGCCCCGCCUAUUGGCUCACACCCGCAGCCUCAGCCACACGCACUUUGGCGCGGCCUCACAGAAAAAGCGCACCUGCCGCCUCACCCACAGCCUCUCUGCCAUGGCACGCGGGGAGAACGGCACCCACGGGGGGCUGGCUACGGCAGGAAAGAUGCUCAAGCCCACUGAGACGCUGUUAGAUGCCAAAGUCCCUCAGCAGACCGACUUAAGUCAAAAGCUAUCGGUGUGCAACAAGCUGUGUUUCGCCAUUGGCGGCGUCCCCAAAGAGGUUGCCGCCAGCGCCACCGCCUUCUUCCUGCAGAUUUACCUGCUGGAUGUUGCCCAGAUCAACGCCUUCCAGGCCUCUAUGGUGCUAUUUAUCGGAAAAGCCUGGGGCGCUGUGGUGGAUCCUGUGGUGGGCUUCUUCAUCAACAAGACCAAGUGGACCAGGAUUGGUCGACUGAUGCCUUGGAUGCUGGGCUGUACGCCGUUCCUGGUGGUGUCCUACUUCUACCUCUGGUACGUGCCCCCCUUCGCUUCUGGGAGGUUCGUGUGGUACCUUGGCUUCUACUGCCUCUACCAGACCCUCAUCACGUGCUACCACGUGCCUUAUUCCGCUCUCACCAUGUUCCUGAGCACAGACCAGCGGGAGCGCGACUCGGCUACCGCCUAUCGGAUGACUCUGGAGGUGUUGGGAACCCUGGCCGGUGCUGCUAUCCAGGGCCAGAUCGUGGCCAGUGCCCACAGACUCAAACACUGCCAGGGACACAACAGCACCAUUAAUGCAUUCAACAACAGCGGUGGGGCCGACGUGAUCCGGAGUUUGGUGCGCUCUGAAGAAUAUAUGUCACAUGCUGAAGUUUACAUGAUCGCUGCGGGUGUCAUCGGGGGAAUCUUCCUAGUAUGCACUGUGGUCAUGUUCUUGGGAGUCAAAGAAAAAGAUGAUCCAUACGCACCAAAGACGGAGAAGCAGAUUCCGUUCCACCGCGGCUUCAUCAUGGUGAUGCGUCACGGGCCAUACCUCAUUCUCACCGCCGCCUUCCUCUUCAUCCUGGUUGCCAUUCAGCUGGUGCAGAACAAUUUUGUCCUCUUCUGCACAUAUGCCGCCGACCUAAGGGAACACUUCCAGAAUAUCGUGCUGACCAUCCUGGUGUCUGCAGUAGUAAGCAUCCCUCUGUGGCAGUGGUUCCUGCAGAAGUUUGGGAAGAAGACAGCAGCUUUUUGCGGCAUUACGUGGUUCAUGCCCUUCACAAUGAUGCUGGUGUUCAUCCCCAACUUGGUGGUGGCGUACGUGGUGGCCGUGUCUUCCGGACUCAGCGUCGCCGCUUCGCUCCUUCUGCCCUGGUCCAUGCUUCCGGACGUGGUGGACGACUUUCGGCUGGCCAACCCGUACUGCAAAGGUCAUGAGGCCAUCUUCUACUCCUUCUACGUCUUCUUCACCAAGUUCGCCGCCGCUGUCUCGCUGGGCGUGUCCGCUCUGUGCCUGGAGUUUGCGGGGUAUGAAAACGGGGCCUGCAAGCAGCCGGUGGCUGUGGUGUUCACGCUUAAACUGCUCAUCGGUGCCGCUCCAGUGGCCUUCAUCAUCACAGGCCUCAUGAUCCUGCUCUUAUACCCCAUCACAGAAAAAGUGCGACUGCGCAAUAAACUACACUUGGAUGAGCUGUGGAAACAAAGCAGCACUUCCAGAAGUUCAGAUGUCUUGGGCGUGAUGUGAAUUGGGAAAAAAAUUCCGGACGCCGGACACUAUUCCAGCGGUGCAUGCUGGGAAAUUGAUUGGUGCCAUUGGUGUAUAUUACACUGGGAUUUGAUUUGUUUUUGACCGUGAACAUUUUUUUUGUUUCAACAUGUACUGUAUAGCAAUGAUAUAAUAAUAUGAUUAUCUAUACAAAUGAAUGUAUAACGGGGUUUAUCUCCCCCCCCCCCCGCCCCCUUUCCUUGCUGUGUCUCGUUGCUCUGCAAUACUGUUAUUUAUUAUUUAUAAAUCGUGUGAGAGUAUUACGACACGAUAAGGUGGCGAGGGCUUGAUGUUUGGUGACUUUGGUGAGGAAGAGAGAUGAGGAGAGUCAAGAAUAAGCCACAAAGCUAUGAAAAAAUAAUGUCUAUUUUUUUAAAAAAGAUAGUUGUGAUCUCUUCGUAGCAUUCUUCACCUACUUCUGUGUGUGUGUCGUUCUCUCGAUAGAUAGAUAGAUAGAAUGUGAUAUUUAACUUGCUCAAAAGGGAAAUAUUGUGCAAUCCAGAAGUUUUCCUUUUUUUAACCCCCAUUUUAUUUCAUCUCCAGUAGAUGUUGGACAAUCAGUGUGGAUUGAGGACAAUAUGAAUAACAUAUUUGGUGCUGAGACAAUCAGACCAAUGCGGUGUACACGUGUCAGAUCAAGUCUCGGGAUUGAGAUUGUGUACAUUCCCCUCUGAUUAUUAUUAUGAUGCCGAGAGCCCUGCAAUAAAACCCUCCUUUGUGAUUGC
Molecule: messenger RNA, 3303 nt
Organism: Hippocampus zosterae (dwarf seahorse)
Lineage: Eukaryota; Metazoa; Chordata; Actinopteri; Syngnathiformes; Syngnathidae
Gene: mfsd2b
Product: MFSD2 lysolipid transporter B, sphingolipid
Exons: 15
Coding region: 758-2557 (599 amino acids)
Biological process (GO): carbohydrate transport
Cellular component (GO): membrane
Molecular function (GO): symporter activity; sphingolipid intramembrane carrier activity
Source: RefSeq, a predicted model, not a curated record